AUGGCUCGUAUUCUAAGCUUGAUAGAUUGUGUGGAUGGUAUAGACUUGUCCAUUCCCCAUCAUAAUUACGUACAUCUUCAAAAUUGGCUUACUGACAAAAGAGUUCGAGAUCAGUUUCUUAUUCACCGUUUUGGGGAGCUUGAGGUUUAUUGGAACAUUGGUACAGGACAGUUGAAGCCCGAGCUUUUUGACUAUCGUAUGGUUUAUCCAGAAUCUGUUAUGUGGUCUCCUUCUGGGACUUACUUGGCCACCACUUUCAAGAAGGGAUCUAUUAUUUGGGGAGGCACCACCUUCUUUAGCCCAUUAAUGUUUUACGAUCACAAAAUGGUUAAGCUGAUUGAUAUCUCACCUGGGGAGAAAUAUUUGGUUAGCUACAGCAAGUAUGAAAUAAAUGGAGCUGUGCUUAAAAUCUUUGAUAUUGAAACUGGAGAAGUAAAGAUGGUUAUCGAUAGAAGUAAUUUCGAGCACGCAAUUGGGGGGAUCGAAGCCAUAUCUCAAGUAUCCUGGCCUGUUUUCAGAUGGAGUGGUAGAAAUGAUGACAGGUACUUCGCCAGAAUCGGAAAAAAUGCAAUAUACAUAUAUGAAACCAAGACCUUCGGCCUCAUUGACAAUGAACCCUUAAAGGCUGAAAAUGUAAUGGAUUUUUGUUGGUCACCUACCGAUCCUAUAAUAACUCUAUUUGUUCCUACAGAUGAUGAUGAGGUGCAGCCUGCCAUGGUGAGUCUGAUACAGGUUCCCAGUAAAGAGGAGUUAAGGAGGAAAAAUCUCGAUGGUGUUAGAGAUUGCAAAAUGUUUUGGCAAAGCAAUGGGGAAUACCUUGCUGUUAUGUUUAACCAGUUCAAUGAAACAAGGAGUACCACUUACCAACGGUUUGUGAUCUUUGGUAUCAAAGAUCCAGGUAUCCCCAUUGAGGACUUCGAACUUGAGAAUAACAAUGAUAUGAUUAUUGCAUUUGCUUGGGAGCCAAAAGGCCAAAGAUUUGCAGUCAUCCAUGCUUUGGGUGAAAGGCGAAAUGUGAGUUUUUACUCGGUUUUGAAAGCUCACAAUAGGCUCCAAUUUUCAAAGCUUGUGACUCUGGAAGUUGAGCAAGCAGGAUCUCUUCACUGGUCACCUGUUGGGCGUUUCAUUGUAGUAGCAGCAAUGAAGGGUUGUGGUGGAAACUUGAUAUUUUAUGAUGCUGCUGCUCUUGGAACCUUAGCCACUGAGCAUUUUGCGGCUGCAAACAUUGAGUGGUCUCCUACUGGAGGGUAUGUUGCAGCUAUAUCUGAUGAAAUGGAUGUCGGGCGAGUCAUGAUUUGGUCCUUCUUUGGGGUGCUACUGUGUCAAAUUCCAAGGAGGAAACUUAAACAGUUUUGUUGGCGUCCAAGGUCCUCUUCCUCCUUUAGUAUGGAUGAAAUGCAAGACGUGCUAGAGGCUGUGAACAACCUUGUUGGCGGCCUUGCUAACCUUAAUAACGAGGACGAAGAUGUUUUCACAUUAUCUAUGGAGCAGUGUCAAACAUGGGAAGCACCAGAGGGCUGGGAUAGAUGCUGGACAGAGAUUUCACGUAUGAUGAAUAAAAAUCGGAAUGCAGCAGUGGGGGAGCUUGAGACGAAGGAAGUGAGUCAAGUGACAUUGGAUGGAUAGACAUUGGUUGAAAACUGAUGUACAGAUACGCAAUAUGACCGUUUUCUUUUAAGUUUUUGACCAAAGUGGUGAUAGUGAUCGCAAUAUAGCAUGCGUGUAGUGUGUGUUUGAGAUAGAUAUACAAGCUCCCCCUCCUAAACAUCCAAUUGGGGCCUUGAUACUACAGUUUUUAGUUUGUACUCUGGGCUAUGGAGUUGUUAGUGU
This is a messenger RNA of Quercus lobata, 1830 nucleotides long. RefSeq names its product eukaryotic translation initiation factor 3 subunit B-like. The record is from RefSeq and is a predicted model, not a curated record. Gene Ontology annotation, biological process: translational initiation. The coding region runs from base 1 to 1626 and encodes 541 amino acids. Gene Ontology annotation, molecular function: translation initiation factor activity; RNA binding; translation initiation factor binding. Gene Ontology annotation, cellular component: eukaryotic translation initiation factor 3 complex. The transcript has 9 exons. NCBI's taxonomy places the organism in Eukaryota, Viridiplantae, Streptophyta, Magnoliopsida, Fagales, Fagaceae.